CUUCGGGAGCGUAGGUUUCGUUGAGCACGGAGCGAACUUGUUUAUUUGACAAAAGUUGAACGUUAAAUGAGGAAACUGCUCGAACAACAGCUUUAUUCAUACGCUUGCCAACCCUUGUUUUCUCUCAUCUUAAGAGCAAGAGGGAAUGCGUGGAUGAAAAAGUAUAAAUAGGGACGUUGAGCUCAAAAACGCUCAUUCGUGAUCGUCAAUUUGAAGUGUGAACAUCGUGAACGUACAAUCCUGUGCUCAUCAUGACUGGAAGAGGAAAGGGAGGAAAAGGUCUGGGUAAAGGAGGAGCCAAGCGUCACCGAAAAGUGCUGCGGGAUAACAUCCAGGGCAUUACCAAGCCCGCCAUCCGCCGUUUGGCUCGGCGCGGAGGAGUGAAACGUAUCUCCGGCCUCAUCUACGAGGAAACCCGUGGCGUCCUGAAAGUAUUUCUGGAGAAUGUGAUUCGUGAUGCGGUCACUUACACUGAACACGCCAAGCGUAAGACCGUCACCGCUAUGGAUGUGGUGUAUGCUCUGAAGCGUCAGGGCCGCACUCUGUACGGUUUCGGAGGUUAA
Molecule: messenger RNA, 563 nt
Organism: Anopheles coluzzii
Lineage: Eukaryota; Metazoa; Arthropoda; Insecta; Diptera; Culicidae
Product: histone H4
Exons: 1
Coding region: 252-563 (103 amino acids)
Biological process (GO): nucleosome assembly
Cellular component (GO): nucleosome
Molecular function (GO): structural constituent of chromatin; protein heterodimerization activity; DNA binding
Source: RefSeq, a predicted model, not a curated record